Messenger RNA from Chlamydomonas reinhardtii, 1789 nucleotides. RefSeq lists its product as uncharacterized. The record is from RefSeq and is a predicted model, not a curated record. The coding region runs from base 200 to 700 and encodes 166 amino acids. Lineage: Eukaryota; Viridiplantae; Chlorophyta; Chlorophyceae; Chlamydomonadales; Chlamydomonadaceae. The transcript is spliced from 5 exons.
UAACCCCGCUGGCGCUCUCCUGUAGGUAUUCUCUAUCGUAACUUGCAACACGCUAUAGAUAAAACAAAGCGCUUACCACAGCAUACCUGAAGCGGCACCGCUUUUCCUGAAAGAGCUUCCCGCAACCGCUUUCUCCGAAAGUUGCCCCCGAGGCUCCCAAGUUGAUCCGCUGACCGCGUAGCCGGCUUCCGCCACCACCAUGGCCGAAGCCGCUGGGGAGCAGGAAGUGGAGUACCAGAACGAGAGCCGCGUUCUCAUCCUCGAUGCCGACAACGCGGGUAGCGCCGUAAGAACGGCUGUCUUCUCUCGCCAGGGCGAGGACGUGCACGCCACGGCCGCCUCUCUGCUGAACCUUCCCGCGGGCGAACGCAUCAGGUGCUUCCACCUGCCGAUGUUCGAGAAGGCCAUGGGGUGGAGCGUUCACAUGUACAUCGACCUCGAUGCCAUCGCGCACAAACUUGACCACAACACCAACGCCACGCAACUGUGGCUCAUCGCCAACCUCCCCAACGAGCCUCCGGAGGUGCAGCCCGACUCGAUCCACGGCCCGGUGCUGCUGACGGCGGAGAACUUCAAGGACGAGGAGUACGUGCAGCUGGGCGAUGAGGAGUGGGCCCAGAUCGUGGCCAAGUGCAAGGAGGUGCAGCCCAACGCGCAGUUCCUGCCCAUGGAGCCUGUGGCCACGCCGCCCGGCCAGUAGUAGAGGAGCAGCGGGCGCCUGAAGAGUGGGGGGCACGGGCGGGCCGCGGCCGGCUACAUAGCAGGCAAGCAGGCCCGUGACGCAACCGAUGCGUUGCCUGGCAAUCUGCGGAAAGGCUGUCUGUCUGUGUCAAAGGGGUUGUAGGCCGUUGCCGUUGCAAUGUGCACAGUGCGCUGCGAGCGCCCCUGCUGCAUCUGUUCGUGUGUAUAAUUGUGUAUCGUAUUCGUGUUGCCAUCCUGUUGGUUGUGGAAGAUGCCCCUUUCAUGUCCGCUUGCUGCAUGCCUGCGCGUGCGGACGGCGUUGCGUGUGGUCAGGGUGCAUGCCCGACUGCGGACCGGACCGAACCGUGUGGCUAGGGAGUUGCGCUAUGUGGAACGCGGACUAUGCUGCGACUAGCCAGUGUGCAGCAGCAUUGCAUGAGACGGAGUGCUACAGAUGCAAUUGAAGGAGGGUGUGCAUACGGGGCUCUAAAUGGUGAAGGUGGGGGCCCACCCGGGUUGUCCAUGUCACCGUCGUGUGUGUAAAGCGUCAAAUGGUCGUGGCUGCGGAAGUGAGGAUGCUAUUGAUGAUAGCAGCUGCUGUGUGAUGCCAUGACCGGGUGCUGUGGAAAUGCGUUGCUGCAGCAGUCGGGUGGCCAUUGCCUCGGGCCUGGAUAGGGGGUGUGACGUCGUGUGGGGUGUCAGGGUCGCGGCAGCAGGUACGGAUUGCAUCAGCUGGCGCGGAGCCGCGAAUGGGCAAGGCACUGGCAAUGAAGGUGGAACUGUGCUAGAAUGUGUAAGUAAGAAGCACCGCCGACGUCUGGGGCGGGGGCGUUGGCCCAGGGGUCCUCGCGCACAGCUCGCGGGGCCGUCCGGGGCGUGUGUAGUCAAGUGCAGCCUGCCCGUUCGGGUCUGGACCGUGCAAUGCAAACGCGGACAGCGUUUACACAGUGACAGCACACCUUGUGACAUGCUUUGCGGUUAUACUUCCCCUGGCGGGCGGGCGCGCCAUCCUGUGAAUCGCGGACUUACCUGGCAACAUUUUACCAGGCAGAUCACCGCGUCACGCUUUACAUGAAACUCUUGAGAACUUGUGUAAGUGUUUGUUACU